Messenger RNA from Nakaseomyces glabratus, 3444 nucleotides. RefSeq names its product putative ubiquitin-specific protease UBP12 (gene UBP12). Gene Ontology annotation, biological process: protein deubiquitination. Gene Ontology annotation, molecular function: cysteine-type deubiquitinase activity. Lineage: Eukaryota; Fungi; Ascomycota; Saccharomycetes; Saccharomycetales; Saccharomycetaceae. The record is from RefSeq and is a predicted model, not a curated record.
AUGGAAAACAUUACUAGUAAUGAAGGGAUCCCAGAUCUUAAUGAAGAACUGAACACGAUUCAAAUUGAAAGUACGAGCAGUAAUGAUGGACAUGAGGAGCUACUUAGAAAGCGUGGCAUUAUAACUAAAUUGAUGAAAAACUGUGAAUUGUCAGCCAAAGAAGGUGACAAAGUAUACAUCAUCCCUAAAGAUUGGUUUGAUAAAUUCUUUUCUGAAGAAUUGAAAUCUGAAAAUGAUUUAGGGCCUAUUGACGUUGCAUCUAUCAUUAAAGAUUACGAACAUUUUGUCCUUGAAGAUUAUAAUAGCGUGCCAUAUACAUCAGUGCCUGAACCGUUAUUCCUUCAGUUUCAAGAAUGGUAUGGUAUCACUGACCUAUCUCAACCAGUAGUUACUUAUCUCAUUGAAAAUGAAAAUGGGGAGUUAGUUACUGAGUAUAACAAGAGGAUCUUCAGAUUGCAUCAUUUAACUAUAGGUGAAUCGUCCAGAAAUAACUACACUUUGAAUCAAUCUUAUAUUGUUCUCUCAUCAUUGAAUCUUUAUUCUGACUUGAAGGUUAAGGCUAUACAGCAAUUUGCAAAAAAUCAAAACUAUCUUAAUAUGGAAAAUCAUGAAUUUAGGGUAUGGGUUGUAGAGGAUAACGAGACAAACUCCGCUAACACGGCAUUGAGUAGUUACGAGAUUACGCCAUUGCAGUUUUUAAGUUUAUCAUCAAAAGAACUAAUAGCAGAAGACAUGUUCCAUAAACUUCUUAAAAGUACGUCAUCCCAGCCCUGCGAUAUCAUAAUUGAGACUCGAAAUUUAAAUGAUGGUAAAUGGCCUUCCUAUUUUUUUAUGUAUAACAAUCCUAUGACUAUGACAGGAAUAGUCGGACUGUCAAAUCUGGGAAAUACCUGUUAUAUGAAUUCAGGUCUUCAAUGUCUGGUACAUAUCCCUAAGCUAAGAGACUAUUUCUUUUAUGGAGGCUAUGAGCAGGAAAUCAAUCUUGAUAAUCCUCUUGGCUACAACGGAACAGUCGCUACUGCAUUUGGUAACUUGAUACAAAAUUUAUAUUCUUAUCAUUGGAACCAGCAGCAAUAUCAGUCCUAUUCUCCAAACCGAUUUAAAAUGACAUUAGGUCAAGCCAAUAGCAUGUUUGCAGGUUAUAUGCAACAAGAUUCACAAGAGUUCCUAGCCUUCCUAUUGGAUAGUCUACACGAGGAUCUUAAUAGAAUUCAUGACAAGCCUUAUAUUGAAAAACCUACUUUGGAAACUUCUGAGGAAUUGGCUGAUGAAAACGCGGUAAAGCAACUUGCAAAGAAGACUUGGGAUGCUCACCUCGCUCGUAAUGACUCUGUGAUAAAUGAUUUAUUUGUUGGUAUGUAUAAAUCAACACUGAAAUGUCCGACUUGUAAAAAUAUCUCCAUUACCUUUGAUCCAUAUAAUGAUCUGACUUUGCCAUUGCCAAUAUCAACAGUAUGGAAUAAGAAAGUGAAAAUCUUUCCCCAAAAGUCACCACCAUGUAUUCUUGAAGUAGAACUCCCCAAGUCAGCGACAUACAACGAUUUAAAGGAUUAUGUUGCAACAUAUUCCAAUAUUGAUUCAAGUUCAUUAUUCGGUUGCGAAAUUUUUAAUCACCAAUUUUAUCGAAAUUUUGAGUCCCCCAUUUCAGACUCAAACUACUUACCAGUGCAGGAAUUGAUUUCUGAAACUGAUGACAUCAUAUUUUAUGAAAUUAUUAUCAAUCCGGGUGACAUUAUCUUACCUGUUAUAAAUACCAGAAUUGAAGAAGGAUUCAAUAGCCCAUCCUUAUUUGGAGUGCCAUUUUUCGUUACAGUGUCAGAUGAAGAGAGAAGGAAUCCAUUCUUGAUAUACCAGAAACUGGAAAAAUUAUAUACUAAUCUGAGUGGUGGGUAUAUCCAAUUAAGGGAGACUUUAAAUAAUGAAAAUCAACUAAAUGCAAUUUUCCCAAAUCUAGUAGCCAAGUAUGGAAAGGAAGAUAUGGAGCCAAUAAACGAUAUUAUUGACACAUUAUAUGAUCCAAAUGACUCCACAGAUGGUAUUUUCACUUUGAAAACGAUAUCAGAAAGCAGAGAUGAAAUUGAAAUUGAAUCGCCAUCAAAAACCCAGCCUUGGAUUCCAGAAAGUAAUAUUAACUAUAAACUUGCAGAUGAUAUAUUCAACUUCUCAUCAGUGAUCUUGAGAGAUAUCUACUAUUAUAAUAAAAUGGAAAAUCAAACAAGUGAUGCUGAGAACGCUUCAUCAACAGAUAAUUCAAACUCCGAGGAUAAUAUGGAAAUUUCUACUGAUAGCCCAGUUGUCGAUGGGUCUGACUUAGGAAAUAGUGAAUCUAAUCACAAACCUGAGAAAUACCAGUCUGAAUUAGAUAAACUUUGUAUUGAAAGCAGUUCAAUUUUAGUUUGCGAAUGGACACAAAAAUCGAUUGAUGAAGUAUUUACUGAUGAUAAACCUAUUGAUUGGGAACAUCCCGCCCUUCUUGAGAAUAAGGAAUUGUUACUAGCUCAAAAGCAGAGAAAUUCAGCAAGCCCAAAUAUCAUAACAUUGGAUAGCUGUUUAAAACUUUUUUCUAAGCCAGAAGUUUUAGGAAUUAACGACUCAUGGUAUUGUCCAAAAUGUAAAGAGCAUAGGCAAGCUACUAAGCAGCUUGAGUUAUGGAAUACGCCAGAAAUACUGCUAAUUCACUUAAAACGUUUUGAGAAUCAAAGAUCCUUCAGUGAUAAGAUCGACGCGGUUGUCGAUUUCCCCAUAGAAGGAUUGGACAUGACACCUUAUGUUGUUGAUUCAGUUGUAGAGGAUGGUUGUAUCUAUGAUCUCUUUGCAGUUGAUAAUCAUUAUGGUGGUCUCGGCGGUGGGCAUUAUACAUCUUAUGUUAAAAAUAACAUAGAUAACAGAUGGUAUUAUUUUGAUGAUUCAAGAGUCUCAUCAACUGAUCCAAAAAAAAGUGUAGCAGGUUCUGCCUAUUUGUUGUUUUAUUGUAAAAGGGAACAGAAUCCUAAUGGGAUUGGCAACUCAAAGUUACAGGAUAUUAUUAUCAAUUCGAGAACUAAAUAUGAAGAAAGAUGGCAAGAAAUAUUAAACUCACAGACUCAACUGUAUGAAUCUACAAAAGACAUAGUAAGCCAAGAGACAUCCUUGAAUAUUGGAUAUACGCCUGAUUCUAAGAAUAAAUCGUAUGAGAUUGAACCGAAUAACUCACCUUCUUUGACCAACAGCCAUUCAGACACCACAGAAAGUGAGACUUUUGAGCUAAAGCAAGAUAAAAAUGGUUCUGAGUCCAGUGAGGAUGAUAUUUUGUCUCGAAAAUCAACUGGUUACAGUACAGAAAGUCUUGAAGUCGGAAAUCUUGACAUCAAUGAGGCAGAUGAAAAUGGAGGUAGACGGAAAUUACGUUUGUUAAAGAAAGUAUACGGGUCAGAUACAAAUCCAGAAGAUGAAGACGAGUGUUAA